Lachancea dasiensis is the source of this 1668-nucleotide messenger RNA. The record is from the annotation of a GenBank genome assembly. NCBI's taxonomy places the organism in Eukaryota, Fungi, Ascomycota, Saccharomycetes, Saccharomycetales, Saccharomycetaceae.
AUGGGGGUUAAGAAGCCUUCUGAAUUUGUCAAAGAAUACAGUUUCCAGGGGACCGAAGAAAAGACAGUUAAGACACCAAGUGUCUUGUCUAAGAUCUAUAGCAAGACCAGACAAGCUUCUAAGAAGUUAGACUCCCUCGGUGUUGAAAUUCGUGGUAUCCAAAGAAUCCCUCCGUAUGAAAGAGGCACGUCGAAGCAAUUUUUAAGCGUCGCUGGGCUGUGGCUGAGUGCAGCGGGAGGAUUAUCAUCCAUGUCCUCAUAUUUUUUGGGACCGUUAUUGUUUGAACUAACGUUCCGCCAAUCACUGGUCAGUGGCCUCAUAUCCAUGGCCAUUGGCUGUGGUGUAGCGGCCUAUUGCUCCAUCAUGGGACCACAAUCGGGGUGUAGGCAAAUGGUAACUGCUAGAUACCUCUUCGGAUGGUACUUUGUGAAGUUUGUGGCCCUGGUCUCGAUCAUUGGUGUAAUGGGAUGGAGCAUUGUGAACUGUGUUGUUGGGGGCGAAAUGCUCGCAGCUGUAUCAGACGAUAAGAUUCCUCUUUGGGUUGGUAUCAUUAUCGUGACGGCCUUGUCGUUCUUGGUUGCGAUAUUCGGCAUUAAGCAAGUUUUGAGAGUCGAGACCAUGCUAUCGGUUCCUGUACUGACCUGCUUCCUCCUGCUGUACAUCUCCGCCAGUGACAAGUUCAAUCUAGUAGAUGCGUUUCAAAAUGACGACGUUGAUGCACUGACCAUCAAGGGAAACUGGCUAUCAUUUUUCUCACUAUGCUACAGUAUCACCUCCACUUGGGGCUCCAUCACGUCAGACUACUACAUUUUGUUCCCAGAGGAUACGCCCUCUCAUAAAGUGUUUUUGCUGACGUUUUUUGGCACUUUACUUCCCACCACAUUUGUUGGUGUUUUGGGAUUGAUACUGGCUGCCUGUGCCGCGGCCUACGAACCUUGGCAAGAAGCCUACGACACCUACGGAAUGGGCGGUCUGCUACAUGCUGGUUUCUCUCGUUGGAACGGCUUCGGCAAGUUUUGCGUCGUUGUUUUGAUCUUAAGUUUGAUCUCAAACAACAUAAUUAACACCUACUCUGCAGCUUUUUCGUUGCAGCUUUCAAGUGUGCACAUGGCGCGUGUGCCGCGCUGGAUUUGGGCCAUCGCGUGCACCGUUUUCUACUUGGUGUGUGCCCUGGUCGGCAGAAACCACUUCAGCACUAUUUUAGGUAAUUUUCUGCCGAUGGUAGGAUACUGGAUCAGCAUUUAUUUCAUCAUCCUUUUGGAAGAAAACACUAUAUUCAGAACGCAUUUCCUGCAAUUGUACACAAAAGAGUUCCCGUCGUUUGACGGGGCCGAUGAACACCGUGGCGCUAUCCCAGGUGCGUCGUCUCAGAUCAGCCUGCGGGCGCUCAAGGCCAACCGGUCACGUUUUUCAAAAGCUCAGCGUCGCUACAACUGGGACAUGUGGAACAACCCCAAUGCCUUAACCCACGGGUAUGCGGCGACAGCUGCGUUUUUGGUGGGGGUCGUGGGAGUCGUUCUGGGAAUGGCUCAGGCCUACUGGAUUGGCCCGAUUGCACGCCAUUUUGGCGAAUAUGGUGGAGACUUGGCUAUGUGGUUGAGUAUGGGCUUUUCGGGUGCAGCCUACCCAGGCCUGAGAUAUCUCGAGCUGCGCAGGUAUGGCCGCUGA